AGGCAAAACAUGCUAACCCAAAGAGACAUUCACGUGAUGCCGACUGGCGUCCAUUCAAACGUCAUCCCCCACCUCCACUCAUCGAUUGACUUGGAUCCUUCAACUACCACCUCCCCACCCAUUACCACUUCCGACCCAGCUGCCGCUCCGCCCUGCGCCGCCGUCCGACUGAAUUACAGAAAUGUCUGCCGAGUCCACACCGAUGUCCACCCCCGAAUCCUCGGUUUACACGCCCACCGAAUCUUCCGUAUCCGGCUCCGUCGACUCGCUGUCCUUCAACCAGUCAGCCUCGUUCAUCGCACACCCAUCUUCACCAUCACCACCGUCGCCGCGGUCGAUCGCGUCGGACUCGUCGCUGUCAACCGAUGACGAGGCGGAGGCCGAGUGGCAGGAGAGUCUACAGCAGCUCGAGCUCCUGUUCUCACUCGUCGUGAUCCCAUUUUUUGGCAAGUGGGUGGGGCGUCGUUGCGCAUAUUGGGCGUGGACUAGGUUCAUGACAUGGAAGUAUCCGGUGGACAUCGUCAUCACGAACCGGAAGGCAUUCAACAUCGCCGGCGCGCUGGGCGCACUCUCCACAGGGCCUACAUCCGCUGUCGCGGCGUCGCUUUAAAUCUGUAUUAGAUCAUUCGUUCAUUCAUGGAAAGAUUCCCGUGGAGUUUGGGGCGUUAUAUUUGUGCUCUGCAUUGGUGGCAGAUUUUACCUCCCCGGUGGGGAGGGGUAGAGUUGGGAUCGCGGCGGAGGAGGCGUUGAGAUCUGUACAUAGGUUUGCUGGAUGGGAACGUAAUCGGGAGCGCGUGUCACUGCAAUUCUCUACACGUUGCAAUGUGACGAGCGAGCUAUUGAAUGAGGCAUUUGGUGGAUGUGAACCUAAAUUCCAUCCACGCAGCAUUUUCUCAAGGGGAACCGGGUA
This is a messenger RNA of Tricharina praecox, 910 nucleotides long. RefSeq lists its product as uncharacterized. The record is from RefSeq and is a predicted model, not a curated record. Gene Ontology annotation, biological process: protein insertion into mitochondrial outer membrane; mitochondrial outer membrane translocase complex assembly. NCBI's taxonomy places the organism in Eukaryota, Fungi, Ascomycota, Pezizomycetes, Pezizales, Pyronemataceae. Bases 182 to 610 code for a protein of 142 amino acids. Gene Ontology annotation, cellular component: mitochondrial outer membrane. The transcript is spliced from 2 exons.